UGUGUGUGUGUCUUUCGAUCAAGAUGGCGGUGGCUCCUGACAGCAGAGUGCUUUCCUACAGUGUUUAUAAAUGGAGCUCGUACUCCUCUACAUAUUUACCCGAGAAUAUUUUAGUGGAUAAACCUAAUGAUCAGUCUUCCAGGUGGUCAUCUGAGAGCAACUACCCUCCACAGUACUUGAUCCUAAAACUGGAGAGACCAGCUAUAGUUCUGAGCAUCACCUAUGGCAAAUAUGAGAAAACCCACGUCUGCAACCUGAAGAAGUUUAAGGUGUUCGGAGGCAUGAGUGAAGAAAACAUGACGGAGCUCUUGUCUAGUGGCCUUAAGAAUGACUUCAACAAGGAGACGUUCACGCUAAAGCACAAGAUCGAUGAGCAAAUGUUUCCCUGCAGGUUCAUUAAAAUAGUGCCUCUGAUGUCAUGGGGGCCCAGUUUUAACUUCAGCAUUUGGUUUAUUGAGUUACACGGCAUUGAAGAUCCAGAGGUUGUCCAGCCCUGCCUUAACUGGUACAGUAAGUACCGUGAACAAGAGGCCAUCCGCUUGUGCCUGAAACACUUCCGGCAGCACAACUACACAGAAGCCUUCGAAUCCCUGCAGAAGAAAACACGGAUCGCUCUGGAGCACCCCAUGCUUACGCACCUACACGAGCGGCUGGUUCUCAGAGGAGACUUUGACGCCUGCGAGGAGCUGAUAGAUAAGGCCGUGAGAGAUGGUUUGUUUAAUCAGUACAUCAGCCAGCAGGAUUAUAAGCCACGCUGGAGUCAGAUCAUCCCCAAAUGUAACAAAGGCGAUGGUGAUGAUAACAGGCCGGGCAUGAGAGGAGGUCAUCAAAUGGUCAUUGAUGUUCAGACAGAAACCGUGUAUUUGUUCGGUGGCUGGGAUGGAACGCAGGACUUGGCUGAUUUCUGGGCGUACAGUGUGAAGGAGAACCAAUGGGCCUGCAUCUCCAGGGACACAGAGAAAGAGAGUGGUCCCAGUGCUCGUUCAUGCCACAAAAUGUGCAUCGAUUCUCAACGGAGGCAGAUCUACACGCUGGGCCGAUAUCUGGACUCCUCGGUCAGAAACAGCAAGUCUCUGAAGAGUGACUUCUACUGCUACGACAUUGACGCAAACACGUGGACCCUCCUGAGUGAAGACACAUCCGCUGAUGGAGGACCCAAACUUGUGUUCGACCACCAGAUGUGCAUGGACUCUGAGAAGCACAUGAUCUACACGUUUGGUGGUCGGAUACUGACGUGUAAUGGCAGCGUGGAUGAUGGCAGGACGUCUGAACCUCAGUUCAGUGGGCUUUACGCGUAUCACUGUCAAGCUGGCAGCUGGAGCCUACUCCGAGAAGACUCGUGUAACGCAGGGCCGGAGGACAUCCAAUCUCGCAUCGGACACUGCAUGCUCUUCCACACGAGAAAUCGUUGCCUGUAUGUUUUUGGAGGUCAGAGGUCCAAAACGUACUUGAAUGAUUUUUUCAGUUACGAUGUUGACGGUGACCAUGUGGAGAUCAUCUCAGAUGGCACCAAGAAGGACUCUGGCAUGGUACCAAUGACGGGCUUUACUCAGCGUGCCACUAUUGACCCAGAGCUCAACGAGAUUCACGUCCUGUCGGGACUCAGCAAAGACAAAGACAAACGUGAGGAGAACGUGCGCAACUCCUUCUGGAUUUAUGACAUCGCACGCAACAACUGGUCCUGUGUUUAUAAGAACGACCAAGCGGUGAAGGAAAACCCCACUAAGGCCCUGCAGGAAGAGGAACCUUGUCCUCGGUUUGCUCAUCAGCUUGUCUACGAUGAACUCCACAAGGUGCAUUACCUGUUUGGUGGAAACCCAGGAAAGUCCAGCUCUCCCAAAAUGCGACUGGAUGACUUCUGGUCCCUAAAGCUCUGCCGCCCUUCCAAAGAAUACCUGCUGCGUCACUGCAAAUACCUCAUUCGCAAAUACAGGUUUGAGGAAAAGGCUCAGACCGAGCCCUUGAAUGCACUUAAAUAUCUACAGAAUGAUCUGUCCCUCACUGUGGACCACACUGAUCCUGAUGAGACGAAAGAGUUCCAGCUCUUGCCCUCCGCUCUGUUCAAAUCCAGCUCAGACUUCAUUCCUCUAGGCUUUUCAGAUGUGGAUCAGACGUACGCCCAGCGCACACAGCUGUUCGACACACUCGUCAAUUUCUUCCCCGACAAUAUGACCCCGCCCAAGGGUAACCUCGUCGACCUCAUCACCCUGUAGCCACGCCCACACACACUAGACCUCUCAGACUCCUCCCACUCAAAAACAGAAGUUAUUUUUCUACAUUUUCCCACCCGAGGUGAGCCGUGCCCACCUUACCUGUGUUUCAGAUAUAAAGUCACUUAAACGACUUAUUCAGAAAUAUAAUUUCUGCUCUGGAUAACCAGGGUUUUUGUUUUAUUUUAUAUAUAAAUAUGAUUUUUUUUUUAUUUUAAGAACUAGGUUUAAAUUUAAACGCCAAGUACUUUUAUCACAUUGAAUUUCCUCUCAUCCAAGUUGAAAUGUAGGUGAGUUUUGUUUUGUUUUAAAUUGAACUGUUUACAUCCUGAAGAGUUGGAUUUGAUUUACGCACUGUGUGUUUAACAUUGGUUUCCUUUCUGCCUUGCUCUUUUAAAUCACUUUUUUUAGUGACAUAAACCUGUGUUUGAGGUCGAAGGCAAACACCACAGCGCCCUCUAGAGUAAAACCUAUCAGAUAAAAGGAUCCAGUCUCUCUUUUGAAUACUGGCUUCCAUCUAAACCCGCUGCUGCUAUUAGAUGCUGCCGUGACAUUAGCGCUUUCUCUUUAAUAGUGAUCAAACAUCACAUUACAUCCUUCUAAGUUCAUCCACCACAAGCAAUGAGAUGUUACACAUACGCUUUCCACUGUGUGUGUGUAUAUGUGUGUGUGUGUGUGUGUGGUAGCACAUGGCCAUUUACGGCAACACUAAACAUCAUUACACUCAUAUCCAUUAGCAUAUGGAUUUGCUGCAAUUAGACGAAGACGUGGAUUGACUGAUUGUGUACAUUACUAUUUACUAAAUGUUUGCUGUAUACAAGUAUUGGUACAAACUCUCAAAGGAGCCUUACAUGGGACCACUGAAGACAGCAGAGACCCCUUAUUAUUUAUGACUAUUAAUAUAUAUUGUUUUUUCUUGGACGACUUGAGCCCUGAAUGUCACGUCUUAUGUCAUAGAGAUGUUUAUAUGAGCUUCCGGAUUCCCAUCCUGGACAGAUGAAUGUGCGCUGGAUGAAAGUCUUCCGUGUAGUUAAGCGCGAGUGUGUGUGCAAUGUUAGUUUACAGUCAUUUGUCUUCAUGUUGCACGAGUUUAAACGAGUUUUGCGCAAUCGGAUCGCUGUAGUUUUCCAAAACCAAAGGCUCCAGAAUCAUGGGAUAGUAACAUUACGCUUCAUCCGGCUCAUUUUGUCUUCUCCAGCGUCACAUAUCAGUAUUAGCUGUGAUAUUUGGCUCGGUGCAGAUACACUUGCAUUGCCCUGUUUUUGUUUUAUAUAAAUGAUUCAGCACUUUUGAUUUCUCUCCUGGUGCAGUUUGGGUGUUUAUGAUUUUUCAAUCCAAGCCUUUUUUUUUGCCUUUUGUAGCUGUCGUUGUCUUUGUGCCAGGAGGAAAGCUUAAAAUAUGUUUAAAAAAUAUAUAUAAUGAAAUCAAGGAGGAUCACGCAAGAGAAUCGACACACAACCGCAGACUUUCGAUGUCGCACUCAAUGCCAAAUUUUGUUCUUUUUAUUUUGUUUUAUUUUUCGUUUGGUGUACAUUUCUGCAGUGUCAGAGAUGAAGUGACUUUCUGGAAACGGUCAUCUCGGUGAGCAACGGCGCUUUGAGAUGUCAGCACUACACUGUGGCUCUCAUGAAUGUGUAGAACCUAUUAAAACUGCAUUGUAUGUAAUGUACAUAAAGAAUAAAGAUUGUAUUUUGUUCA
Danio rerio (zebrafish) is the source of this 3908-nucleotide messenger RNA. RefSeq names its product muskelin 1, intracellular mediator containing kelch motifs (gene mkln1). The record is from RefSeq and is marked provisional. NCBI's taxonomy places the organism in Eukaryota, Metazoa, Chordata, Actinopteri, Cypriniformes, Danionidae.